GGAAUAUCCUAAAUGAUCACAGAUUAUGUGAGUGUCUCUCUCAUAUUGAGAGUAAAGCCACAGCUCUGCAUCUCUUUGUAACUCUGCUGCUUGGCUGGGCACAGGAAUGAGCACGGCGGUGGUGCACAGAGGAUUCCUCAGGAAAUAUGGUGGCUUCAUGUUCAAACAAUGGAAGGAAAAGUACCUGGUGUUGACGGUGGAAGGAAAUCUGAUGGUGUGCCGAGAUGCAGACUCACCUCCGGACCAGGUGGUGGCGCUGCAGAGUAACUGUGAGUCCAUAGUGGAGGGUAAGGAAAUCUUAGAUUUGCCCCGUUUGCCCUCUGGAGGCCGCAGAGACAGCUGCUUCGCCCUCAUCCUGCCCCAAGACAAGUUCCUCCUCCUGCUCUCAGACAGUCCAGAAGAGUGCACUCAAUGGCUGAAGUUACUCAGGAAGGUGAAAGAGGGUGUGACUUCACCACUUGCCCUGAAGAGACAGCAGAGCAUCACACCCUGCAUCACGGACAGAGAGCCGCUUCCAGACGUCUCCAGUGACAAAGACCCCUCGUCCCCGCACCUCAGUGACAAGGGCCUGAGCUCCCCGCUGGUCCGCUCCAGAGAAAACUCCUUCAGACACAGAGGCAGCGUAAACCAGCGGCCUCCCCGCAGCCCCACCACGGCUGUGCCCCUUCGCUCUGCAGACUGUCUGCGGCACGGAAACAGCAGCGACGCUCGGGCCGUGAGAGCGGUCUGUCUGCUGAUGGGUGGAGCAGCCGCAUCCUCGGCACUGGGAUACCUCAAUUCCUGUCCACCCUCCUCCUCCAACAUGGCCGUCCAUGCUCCUGAAGUGACCCACUCCACAGGAUUAUCAGAGAUGAGCGGAGGCAGCUCUUACCAUGCCUGCAGCCAAGCCAUAGAGUCACCGCAUUUUAACAGCUUCGACUUUGAGGGAGAUUCAGAUUUUGAUGCUUUUGACUGUGGAGGGUUUGCUUUUUAAUGGAAUAUGUUUACUUUAUUCGCAGGGUUCCCAGUCGUGGAAAUGUUAGGGAAUUAGAAAAUUUUUAUUUUAAGGACCAGAAAGGUAUGGAAAUGCAUAAACUCUUUAAAAAGUCAUGAAAAUUCCUGUGGGUAUAUGUCUUCAGGAUUGUAGACAUGUGUGCAGACUACUAUAUGUUUUUUAAUGCAUAGUAGUUAAAAGCAUCUGGAAAAAAAUCAUACACAUUUAUUGUCCAUAUGAUUUUGGAUGCUGCAUACUGUCAGGGAUUCUGCACGAUCACAAUCACCACCACAGUCACCAGCCCCUACACACACCUGAGUUUUGGUCACCCACACCUGCACUCUGUAAUCAAGACCUCUUCAUAAACCUCCACACUCAGUCUCCCAUUGUCUGAACUUCAAUUCACUUAUCUGACUCUCUCGUGGUACUAACCUGUCUGUAUUUAUCCCCAGACGCUCCAGUGCUCUCCCAAUCCUGUUUUCCUUGACUCCAGCACAAUUCCCGGUCAACCUUCAAAGGAUACUACACCAAUCACCUCAGAACCCAAUAACUGUUUGUGUUUCUACUCCCCUCUUGACUGUUCCUGCCAUUGCAUUCUGAAACUCAUUCAAUAAACAUACCUGUUAUUGGACUAA
Molecule: messenger RNA, 1608 nt
Organism: Carassius gibelio (silver crucian carp)
Lineage: Eukaryota; Metazoa; Chordata; Actinopteri; Cypriniformes; Cyprinidae
Exons: 5
Coding region: 107-973 (288 amino acids)
Biological process (GO): regulation of cell differentiation
Cellular component (GO): membrane
Source: RefSeq, a predicted model, not a curated record